GGCCUGCGGGUUUCACUUUCGAAUCGUGCGGGCCGGCUGCGAUUUUCUGUCGUAGGGUCGUUGGGAUGAACGUUUGACGUAUGUGGAUGACGGACACGUGAAAUUUUGACAGUGCGAGGUGUUUUCCUUGUAGGACUGUGAAUUACUGCCGUGACAAUGUCGUGCAUACGAACCGGCGACACGGAGCUGGACCAAAAGGUCCAUGAAUGGCUGACGUGGGACAAAAACGAAUCUACCUGCACCGCCUUAAAGGUCCUGGUGGCCAAAAAUAAAGUGGAGGAGUUAAAAGCGUGUCUUUUGAAUCGGAUAUCCUUUGGAACGGCAGGUUUGAGGGGGAAAAUGGCAGUAGGCUAUGCCUGUAUGAACGACCUAGUGAUCAUACAGACUGCUCAGGGAUUCCUCAAGUAUUUGGAGGGGAAAAAUGUUAAUCUGUUGAAGAAAAAUGGGAUUGUGGUGGGAUACGAUGGUCGACACAACAGCAAGAGAUGGGCAGAAUUGACAGCAGCAGUAUUCGUGUGCGGCGGAUACCCAGUGAAACUGUUCAGUCAAGUAGUCCCCACCCCCUUUAUACCAUUCGCAGUUACGAAAUAUAAAUGUGCCAGUGGAGUUAUGGUAACAGCGUCACAUAAUCCAAAGGAGGAUAAUGGAUACAAAGUCUAUGCUGCAAACGGGUCUCAGAUCAUACCGCCGGCUGAUACGAACAUUCAAACUUCGAUCAUGCAGAAUCUUAAACCUUUGGAGACGUCUUGGGACACGUCGGUAAUAGAGAAAAGCUGUUUGCUGAAAGAUCCACUACAAGAAGUACUAGACCACUACUUAAAAACUACGAGUGAAGCUAUUUUACCUGAGCACAAGCAACUGAAUGAAGAAGUUGGAAUGCCUUUUACCUACACCGCUAUGCAUGGGGUUGGGUACCCUUAUGUUCAAAAACUUUGUGAUAUCGUAGGGAUAAAGAUUAUACCAGUAUUAGAGCAGAGGGAUCCUGAUCCAGAAUUUCCAACAGUGAAAUUUCCUAACCCAGAAGAGGGGAAGAGUAGUUUAGAUCUGUCCUUCAAAACAGCAAAUGAGAAUAACAGUGUGGUUAUACUGGCAAAUGAUCCAGAUGCAGAUAGGAUGGCUGCUGCAGAAAAAAAUCCAAAGACUGGAGAAUGGAAAGUUUUCUCGGGAAAUGAGUUAGGGGCUUUUUUUGGUUGGUGGCUUCUCCAUUGCUUCAAACUGAAAUACCCAGACGAGCCCCUUAGCAACGUUUGUAUGAUUUCGAGCACUGUAAGUUCCAUGAUUCUGCGAACCAUGAGCAAACAGGAAGGGUUCAAGUUUUUCGACACACUUACAGGAUUUAAAUGGAUAGGAAAUUUAGCAUUGGAUCUGAUGAAACAAGGCAAGAAGGUAAUAUUCUGCUUUGAAGAAGCAAUAGGGUUUAUGUGUUCCAGUAAUGUGGUGGACAAAGACGGAGUUUCCGCAAUGUGCCAGUUUGCCACCAUGGCAACUUACCUGUAUAGCAAGAACCAAACUUUAACAGAGAAAUUGGAGGAGAUCUAUUCGAUUUACGGGCAACACCUGUCGUGUAAUUCCUACUACAUUUGCCAUGAUCCGAUCAAAAUAAAUGCGAUUUUUGAAAGGAUCAGAAACUUUAAUGGUCCAAAUACGUAUCCGCAAGGGAUUUUGAACGGCAAAUACAAAAUAAUAGGGGUGCGUGAUCUAACAACCGGUUUUGACAACAACCAGCCGGAUAAUAAGGCGGUUUUGCCUGUUUCCAGCAGCAGCCAAAUGAUAACAUUCCAAUUUUCGAAUGGGUUGGUUUGUACUCUCAGGACCAGCGGAACCGAGCCAAAGAUCAAGUAUUACACUGAACUGUGUGCCAGCCCUGAUAUGAAGGACAAGGACGUUAUAAAGAAUACUCUAACUGAAAUGGUACAAGGGAUUUGCGAGGAAAUGUUUGAGCCCAGCAAGAAUGGACUUGUGGCGAAAGCUGAUUAAAUUAUGUAUUUGGUACAAUAUUCCAUGUCAAAGCAUUUAAUUUCAUUAUUUUUUUAUUUGAAAAUAAUUUAUACUUAUAAAAUAAUUAUACAUUGCACUUAAUUGUAGGAUGUGGGAAGAAAAAUAAAGGAUUCUGUAAGAAAAUGA
Messenger RNA from Anoplophora glabripennis (Asian longhorned beetle), 2124 nucleotides. Its product is annotated as phosphoglucomutase-2. The record is from RefSeq and is a predicted model, not a curated record. NCBI's taxonomy places the organism in Eukaryota, Metazoa, Arthropoda, Insecta, Coleoptera, Cerambycidae. The transcript has 9 exons. Gene Ontology annotation, molecular function: phosphopentomutase activity; magnesium ion binding. Bases 157 to 1977 code for a protein of 606 amino acids. Gene Ontology annotation, biological process: purine ribonucleoside salvage; carbohydrate metabolic process.